CUUAAUUUGACAGAAAGUUCUUCGUGGAGGACAGUGAGCAGACCCUGCAUUUUAAUUGGAAUCCUAGUGGUUGAGUCAUCUCUGUUGUGGGUCAUAAAGUACUAUCAAACUGCACAGCAAACUUAUCCAGGAUCCAAUUGAAACUGAGACCGACUCCGUGAUAAUGUAUCCAUAUAUACUGCAGCGCCCAAAUUAUAUGUACCGCCUCAGGCAGCUUUCUUGUGGGAAUUAUGCGGGAAUAUAGUGGUCCCGCUCAUUUCAGAAGAAGCCGGUCAGCUGUACUUAGAAAAUCAUACACGAGCAAGGAUGUGCUCAGAUAGCUGAAUUCCCCUGUGGCUUCUAUUCUACUCGAUGAGGCACGGUCUUCUCCUGUGGCAGCGAAGCUCUGGUAGCUACCGGGGGAGAGCGGAGAUCAACAGAGUAGAAUGCCCUGAGGUACGACUGCUUUGGGACAUCUGGAUGAACAGUGAGUGGGUCAUGGUAUUGCUUGACGAGGAGGGUCGGAAUAAGCUCUUAAUCUCGGGCAAGUGUAUUUUCGUAUUUAAGGAGCAGAGCGUGAGCAAGAGGAGGAUCUAUCAACUCACCGUCAUGGCACCAGGAGAACACCAUGCAGUUGAUGUUGAGCAGCUUGUCUCUUCAAUGGAGACAACCUUGUCAUCCCAGAGCUUCUCCAUGUGUCCAGACAGCUGCAUCUUUCCCACCCCAAACAUCCUCCUGAGGCACAGCAGGAAAGCCUACACCCCAACCGCCUUCUCUAUCGGUCCCCUUCACCAUCGGAAGGCCUACCUGAAGCGGACCGAGAAGGUCAAGCAAAAGUACCUCCAGAACCUCGUGUCCCGGACUGGUGUUGCGCUGAAGGACCUGAUUGGCACAGUCGCAAAGAUCGAGGCAGAUGCCCGUAAGCACUAUGCAGAAUAUAUAGACUUUCGUCCCGAGGAGCUGGUGAAGAUCCUGGUCCUGGACGGCUGUUUCCUCAUCGAGUUUAUCCGGAAGCACAGCAUGAAAGACAGCUUGGCCCCGGAGAACGAUGAUCCCGUGUUCACGAUGUCCUGUAUGUUCCAGCACUUGUAUCACGAUCUGAUACUGCUCGAGAACCAAAUCCCCUGGAUCGUCCUUGAUCACCUGUUCAACCUGACGAGAGACCCACAGAAUCGACAGGGAACCUCCAAUGCAUCUAGCUCUAUCAAUUGGAAUUCGCCCGAUGACACCUCCCUCUUAGCUCUUGUCCUCGAGUUCUUCCACCACAUUCUACCUGGUGAUCCAAAGAAGUUGCAGGUCAAGACCGGCCAACCGAAGAGUAGGCAUAUUCUUGAGCUGCUAAGGGACCUGUUGAUCUCGAAUUCAAACACUAAUGGGCCGUUGAAAGAUGAAAACACAUGGCCUCCCAUCCCCUCGGCCACGGAGCUCGAGACCGCAGGGGUUACUCUGAGAAGGAGCAGUUCGCCGGGAUUGGACAUUUCCUUCAAGAACGGGGUCCUUGAGGUCUCACAGAUAACUAUCCAAGAGGUGACAGAAGCGCUGUUCCGAAACAUCAUAAGCUUCGAGCAGUGCUCCCAGAACUGUCUUCCGGUCUUCACUUCCUACGCCAUACUCUUGGACAACCUCAUUAAUUCUCCGGAAGACGUGGACCGGCUCUCCAAGAAGGAGAUCGUUGACAACUGGUUGAACCCCGAGGAUGCAACCAAGUUCUUCAACGAGCUGUACCAUGACGCUUACGUCAAGGAUUUCUACUACCCAAAACUCUGCUAUGACGUGAAGAGAUACUACCAGAUGAGCUGGCCCUCCUGGAGGACAUCGCUCGUGCAGAAUUACUUCAGUACUCCUUGGGUAGUCGCAUCCACCUUCGCUGCGAUCUUCUUGCUGGUGCUAACCUUCCUGCAGACCUUGUACAGCGUGAAAGGAGAUCCACAUAAAGGUCCAAAGUAGUUAACUUCGCGUGAUAAGAUUGGUCACUCGUUACUUCUUUUCUUUAUGUUCAUGCUCGUUGCCAUCUUUUUGUUUGGAUUUUCAUGUGAUGGGAUGUGAUGUAACCGGUAUCAGAGUAUGUACUCUAAUACACUCUAAUAAUCGGAAACCAUGAGAAAUUAUGAAAUAACUGGGAUUUUGUACUUCAAUGAAAUAUCAACAA
Messenger RNA from Punica granatum (pomegranate), 2128 nucleotides. The record is from RefSeq and is a predicted model, not a curated record. Lineage: Eukaryota; Viridiplantae; Streptophyta; Magnoliopsida; Myrtales; Lythraceae.